Molecule: messenger RNA, 2607 nt
Organism: Baudoinia panamericana UAMH 10762
Lineage: Eukaryota; Fungi; Ascomycota; Dothideomycetes; Mycosphaerellales; Teratosphaeriaceae
Exons: 2
Coding region: 1-2502 (833 amino acids)
Biological process (GO): maturation of LSU-rRNA from tricistronic rRNA transcript (SSU-rRNA, 5.8S rRNA, LSU-rRNA); maturation of 5.8S rRNA from tricistronic rRNA transcript (SSU-rRNA, 5.8S rRNA, LSU-rRNA); rRNA methylation
Cellular component (GO): nucleolus; nucleus; preribosome, large subunit precursor
Molecular function (GO): rRNA (uridine-2'-O-ribose)-methyltransferase activity; rRNA (guanine) methyltransferase activity
Source: RefSeq, a predicted model, not a curated record
AUGGCCAUCCAAAAGAAGCACGCCAAAGCGCGCUUGGACAAGUACUACUACCUCGCAAAGGAGAAGGGUUACCGAGCCCGAGCGGCGUUCAAGCUCAUCCAACUCAAUAAGAAGUACUCCUUCCUGCAACAGUCGAAAUGCCUCAUUGAUUUAUGCGCGGCGCCGGGGUCAUGGCUGCAGGUUGCAGCAGAGACCAUGCCGGUUAAGAGUCUCAUCGUUGGUGUAGACCUGGCGCCGAUCAAGCCCAUACCGAGGACCAUCACCUUCCAAGGCGACAUAACAACGGACAAGUGCCGUGCAACGAUCCGUGGCCAUCUCAAGACGUGGAAAGCCGACACAGUGAUUCACGACGGCGCGCCAAAUGUUGGUACAGCUUGGGUGCAGGAUGCCUUCAGCCAGAACGAGCUGGUCUUGUCAUCGCUUAAGCUUGCUACUGAAUUCUUGGCGCCACAGGGCACAUUCGUAACCAAAGUCUUCCGUAGCAAGGACAGCGCAAAACUGGAGUGGAUCUUCAAGCAGCUGUUCGCGAAGGUAGAGCAGACCAAGCCACCCUCAAGCCGAAAUGUCUCAGCCGAGACCUUUUACGUUUGCCGUGGCUUUAAGGCACCAAAGCAUCUUGAUCCGCGCUUUUUGGACCCCAAGCACGCAUUUGCGGAGGUGGAGGAGGCGGCCGUCAACAAUGAAGCACGUGUCUUCAACCCAGAGAAGAAGAAGCGGAAGAGAGAGGGUUAUGAGGAAGGCGAUUGGACGCAGUUUAGCGAAGCUGCGGCGAGCGAGUUCGUGCAGACGCAGGAUCCGAUUCAGAUGCUAGGUAGUCUUAAUCGGUUACACUUUCGGCAGGAAGGGAACGGUGACAUUGCUCUGGCGGCGCUGGACAAACUGCCGGAGACGACAGAAGAGAUUAGACUAUGCUGCGCCGAUCUGAAAGUGCUGGGUCGCAAAGAGUUCAAGAUGUUGCUCCGAUGGCGAUUGAAGGCGAGGGAGCGGUUCGGCUUCCGGCAGAAGAAGUCGUCUAACCCAGCUGCUCCAUCUGCUGAGACUACCGCUGCCGGUGCGGCGGACGAUACUGCAGCUGAGAAUGGUAUCGUUGGUGAGGAGGUUGCCAUGGUCGAACCAAUGGAUGAAGAGAUGCGUCUGCAAGAGGAGAUUCAACAAAUGAAAGACCAGCAAUCGAAGGUCAAGCGGAAAGAGCGCCGAAGAGAGAACGAGCGCAAACAGAAGGAGAUCACACGCAUGCAGAUGAACAUGACUACGCCUUCCGAGAUCGGUAUUGACGCUGCAGCACCUAUGGGAGGUGACGCGACGUUCCGGUUAAAGGAUGUGGAGAAGGCGGGCAUUGCACGGCAAAUAACGAGGGGGAGGAUGCAUCAUGAAGUUGAGCGAGCGAAGGCGGAGGAAGUGGCUGACGAGGAAGAAGAGGAGGACGAGGUAGGCGACGAGUUGGAAGCGCAAUUAGAUAGUUUGUAUGAAAGCUAUCAGGAGCGUAAGGAGGACCGAGAUACGAAGGCGAGGGCUAAGCGGGUCCGAAAGGAGACGAACCCUGGCGAAAGUGACGAUGAGUUCGAAGGCUUCGACAAAGCUGCUGAUGAGGGUGCGGAGACGGAUGCGAGCAGUGACGCUGACUUGAUCGAGGAUAACGAUGACGACGAUCUCGAAACUGGUGUUGAGGAUGCUGCACUCCUGAAUGACUUGGCGCCGAAAGACGGACCACGACAGGGCGCUUUAUCUGGACGUGCAGCGAGUUUCUUCCAGCAAGACAUCUUCCGUGAUCUUGAGGUGGACAAUGAUCUGGACGACGAGGCUCAUCUGGACCACGAGGCAGAUGUGGGAAGAGAUAGUGGGAUUGACGACCCUGAAUCGUCCAAAGAUGACUGGGAAGAGGGCACGCAACGGGUUACCGAGGCAAAAGAAGGACGUCCCAACAUCAACAUCAUCACCGCCGAAGCCAUGACCCUCGCUCACGCCCUCGCUACAGGCCAAGUAACGAAGCAAGCAUUAGAAGACGACGCUUUCACCAAGUUCUCUCACCGCGACGUCGACGGUCUACCAGAAUGGUUCCUCGACGACGAGUCCAAGCACAGCCGCCAGCAACGCCCCAUCACCGCCGAAGCAGCCGCAGCGAUUAAAGAGAAGUUCCGCGCUCUGAACGCUCGGCCUAUCAAGAAGGUGCGAGAAGCCAAAGCGAGGAAAACACUACGGGCGGCGAGGCGGUUGGAGAAGUUGCGGAGGAAGAGUGAAGGGUUGGCGGAAGGUGAUGGGGAUGGGAUGGGCGUGUUUAGUGAGAAGGAUAAGGCGGGCCAGAUUGCGAAGUUGAUGGCAAAGGCGAAGAAGAGCGGAGCGAAGCGGAAGCCGAGUGUGAAGGUUGUGGUGGCGGGUGGCGCCAAUAAGGGUGCGGGAAGGCCGAGGGGAGUCAAGGGAAAGUAUAAGAUGGUUGAUAAGAGGUUGAAAAAGGAUGUUAGAGGGGAGAAGAGGUUGGCUAAGAAGAUGAAGGGGAAGAAGUAAAGGGAUGAGUGUGGCACCAAGCGAAUUGCGCGUAAAACAAGAGCAUCCAUUCACUAUUCAAGGUGUCUCCAUCUUCGUCUUACCACCUUAGCCAUGGCGUGGGUG